Molecule: messenger RNA, 5257 nt
Organism: Leguminivora glycinivorella
Lineage: Eukaryota; Metazoa; Arthropoda; Insecta; Lepidoptera; Tortricidae
Gene: loco
Product: regulator of G-protein signaling loco
Biological process (GO): signal transduction
Molecular function (GO): protein binding; GTPase activator activity
Source: RefSeq, a predicted model, not a curated record
CGCAAACUUUCUAAAUGUCAGUUAAAACAAGACCUCGAAACUUUCUAGUUUUUCUAGUUUUCUUCUAUGAAGUUUCGCCUGAAGCUAUUAAUUAGAUCCCAUAUCCGUAGCGCGUUCUAAUUCCUUCUCAACCCAUGAUGUGUAUUUAACAAAGCCAGUGUUAGGGAAAAUGGUGCCCCAACAGCAAAGGCGAAGGAGGAGAAGGGCCGCUUUGGUUCGGACUUCAGAGCGUCGUGUUGUGGUCGCGAGAGGCCCUGGAGGGUUCGGGUUUACUAUAGCGGGGCAGCGGCCUUGUGUAGUGUCUGCGGUGGCGGCUGGAGGGCCGGCGGAGCGGGCCGGUCUGCGCGCAGGGGACGCUUUGAUUGCUGUGGAUGGGGCGAAUGUAGCGCGAGCUCCUCACGCGUCUGUGGCUCGGCUGGUGGCAGCAGCGCCGGGGGCGAUCGCGCUGAGCGUGGCGCCGCGCGAGGCUCCGCCGACUGACACGGAGGACACGGAGCCGGAUGAGAGGGCGCGCACGCGGCGCCGGCACCCUCCGCCGCGGCGCCGUCCGCAGCCUGCAAUGCUGCACCACCCAGCUUGCCACGCUCCGAGCACAUCCGCGGACAUCCUGCAGCUGUCGCGCGCGCAGCUGACGCCGGCGCAGGCGGCGCGCCUGGAGUGCCGCGCCGUGGUGGGCUACCUCGGCACCAUCGACACGCCCAGCGCCGCCGCGCCCGCCCACGUGCGCUCCGCCGUGCGCAAGCUGCGCCAGGAGCGGCGCCCCGCCACGCCCGUCUUACUCUCCGUCUUACCUAACGCUUUGAACCUCCGGCGCCCGGGCGGACAAAUCCUCGCACAGUACCAGAGAGAAAGAAUCCUCUACGCCGGCUGCGGCUCCGACGCUGACCGAAGAUAUUUCGGACUUGUCACGGCCGCGGAAACUGAAGAACAAGAAGCGUCACAUAGCUGCCAUGUAUUCGCAGUAGACCCCAGAAUGUCUGAGCAUGAAGCGCAUUUACCUCGAGCGAGAGAGUUCCAACUGACGUGUACUAGAGACGCGGUCGCUGAGCGCUGUUUAGAAUUCCCGCCGUCAGCGGAGUACGUAGUUGGAGUUGUUAAAGGAAUGUAUUCCUUACCGGCUGAUGAUAACAGUCCGAAUCUCGCGCAAAUUUCUAAACUGGCCAUCAAAGGCGAUAGUCCCGCGUUCGGCAACUUUUCUAGAUGCAAUAGAGCGGUUUUCCGAGUGCCUAGAGAGAGGCGGCCGCCGUGUCGGCACGAUGAUAGACUAGAGAGGCUUGAAGCGCAAGACUUCGUUGCUAACUCGCCGCAGCCGAGUAACCAUAGCGAGGUUACGACUACGUCUUCUAACUCAGAUUCUGGUAUAGGCUUUCAUAAUGACUGUAGAAACAUUGCUGACCGGAUUUUGGUGGUUGAUUUUGCUGGACCACAACCGCCGUUGAAUAGGUUUAGACAAGAGAUGCCUAGGCGUCCUUUAGGACUAGUUGGUUGCAGUUUUGAAGAUGCUUCCUUCCUGUCUAACACGACUCCUGUGGUAGAUGGGUUUGCUGGUCAAGGCAGGCCUUUGAACUCGGAUGAUGGCCUUAACUCUGAUCUGCAAGCGAGACAUGUGAGCCCUAGAAGUGAGGAGGACAAUUACAACUACAACGCAUAUGGCGUCGCUUCUACUUCGAGUUCUAGAAGCUUCCAGAAUGGAGUGGUGUAUGAUCAGGUCUACACAGAACCCGAAACCCACCACUACGAGCUCCCAGACAUCCAGAUAGACCGCGUCGCCGAAGCGUUCAACUCCGUCGAAAUAUACGAAGAGAAGCCUCUCCCCUCCGAAACAAAUGAAGAGAGAUCUUUCAACUCCAUUGAGAUUUACGAAGAAAACCUAAUACUUUUAAUUCAGAUAUAUAUGAAAAGUCGGCAUCAGAUCAGGAGCAUGAACAGUAUGUCUAUGUCGGAGCGACCUAUGGGGAGACGACAGGCGUCGUUGGAUGACAUACUGGUGCUGGGGCGGCCGCCUAAGAACGAUGAUGAUAAUUUUGUGCACCCGGCGACUGUGAAAAGCAAGGUCCGCAAAUUAAAGCCUCUAAACCUACUAUCAAAAACGAAACACAUUCUCAUCGGGCGCGAGCGAGACAAGAAGCUAGACAGAGCGAGAGCGCGCGCCCUCAGCGCGAGCGCGGGCGACGUUGCCGCUCCGGGCGGCGAGCAGGAGCUGCCGGCCGCCGCCAGCGAGCCCGACCUGAGACAGAGCGAGCAGACGUCUCCGUUCCGGCGCUGGACGACGGGCAGCGGCGCCGGCAGCUCCUACAGACACCACCACGACCCGCGCGCCAUGUACAAUAAGCAAAUAAGCGAAGGUGCCGCGCCAGCGGUCCCUGGUGCGGGUGGCGUGGCGCGCUGGUCCUUAGGUCUUGAACAACUGCUGGCAGACCCAGCCGGUUCUGCCGCUUUCGCACACUUCCUGUCUAAAGAGUUUGCUGCUGAGAACAUCAGAUUCUGGUGGUCCUGUGAGCAAUACGCCGCCGCCCCUGAGUCCGGUCGAGCGGCGCUCGCCCAAGAAAUCUGGUCGCGACAUCUCGGUGACAAAGCCCCUGAACCUGUCAACGUGGACGCUGCUGCUCGAAGAGCCACUGAAUUAAGGAUGCACCAGACACCAGCCCCUCAGGACCUGUUUCAACAGGCCCAAAAGCAGAUCUUCAACGUGAUGAAGUUCGACUCAUACCCGCGCUUCCUGCGGUCCGGCGUGCACGCCGAGUGCGCGCGCGCCGACCUGCGCGGCCUGCCUGCGCCGUACGCGCCAAGAGCCACGCAGCCUGACCCCCCCACCCCUACCAAGUGUUUUGACGUUGAACAGCUGAAGAAGUCCGCCUCCAACGCCUCGGAGCGCCGGCGCAGCGGGGGCUCCAUCCUGCCCUGGCGGCUCCGCGCUGGCUCCAGGGACCGCGCGCCGGAGGCGCCUAUCACUGAUCUCGUAAAAUCCAACAUGUCGGGCCAAUGCUCGCUCUGUCGCGUCGUAUUGCCCGACGGCGCGUCGUCGGUCGUGGGAGUGGACGCGUCGUUGACCGUGCGACGAUUGGUCGAACGGCUGCUGCAGAGACUCAACCUGCCUUGUCCGAACUAUGACGUCAUCGUGAGAGACGAUCAGGGUGAAUGUUCCACCAUCGACCCAUCCCAACCGUCCACGGUCCUGAGCGGGCGCGAGGCCGUCGUCGAGCGUCGCUGCGUCGUCCGCGUCGAGGUCGCGGGGAAGGUCGUCGCCGUCCGUUGUCGGCCUCAACGACGAGCGGCGCACGUGUUGAAGCCCGUGCUGAGGAGAUACCUACCUAGGGCGUCCCGGUAUAGACUGUUGAGGGAUGCUGCGCCUUUACCUCUGGAUACACCUGUACAGGAACUAGACGGCGCGCGCCUCCUCAUACUAGAAAUACCAGGGGGAGAUGAGGUGACGGAGGUGGAGUGCGAACUGAGCGCCGACGAUGAGUUGGACUCGCUCAGCGAGAUGGCGCUGCGGCUGCACGACGACAACGCCGAUACACAGAGCGGCGCUGCAGGCAGCGGGGGCGGGGCGGGGGCGGAGCGCGCGUGCGCGCGGCGCUGCGCGCCGGGCCGCCGCUGCUGCAGCACCAUCCGCCCGAUUUCCUAAACAACCUGCAAGCGGCGCAACGCCUGCGACUCCACAGCGGGAGCGGCGCGAGCGCGAGCGCGGGCGCAGCGCCGGGCGCGCCGCGCGAGCCGCCGCCGCUGCCUCCUAAACCUUCCGCGCGCCCCGCCGCGCCCACACUCGUAUGAACCCUCAACGUUUUGGAGCCGAGCGCUCUGAGGAACGAUGGACAUGUCCAGUCCCAAAUUAAAGAUGGCGUUCUCUUCAAUCAGAAGUCAUAGCGUCAAACCCCUGUUGCGGAUCGCCUCAGUGCGAAACUGUUGAAGAUUUAUUGUACCUAGUUACAAUAAAGUGUAGUGAUUCUUCAAUAUAAGUUAUGAUGGCAAAUCGCAAAAUUGUGGGUCGCCUAGUCGGCAAGACUUGUUGAAUUAUUUCAACAAAAAUAUUGAAGUGCAAGUUACUUUAAUAAGAAAGAAAGGCUAUGUUUGCGGGUGUAAAGACUUGAGGAUUGUAAUAAAGAUCUUUAAGUGUUAUCUAUAGAGAGCAAACGCUUCAACUGAGAGUGAGUUUAAAGUUAAUCACAUGUCAAAAUUACGCUUAAUUUGAUUUUCAUAAUUAUGCCUAGCAAUAAUUCGAGAGUAAACAUGGAACAUUUAAACUAUGUCCUUUAAUUAUUGCACUUGUAGUAACAUUCACAAUUCUGACACUUGUAUUUUUAGACACAAAAAACACUGAUUACUAUUAUGUUGUAUUAGUUACAAAUAUGUAACAUUGACCUGUCCAUAUUUCAAUACCAAUACACAGUCGUAUAAAUGAUGAAUGUUAUCAUAUAAAUAAUAUAUUGUACAAUUAAAAUAUUCCUAAUAUGCACAAGCGUACAAAUGCAUGCCAUGAAACUGAAAUCAUUCCAUUUUUGAAUGAUUUAAUCAUAUGUAUGUAUAAAUAUCUCGUUUACCUUCGUCCACAAGAGGGAUCAUAUUGUACAAAAAAGUAUUAUAGUUGUAAAUAUAUAGUUACUUAAUAGAUACUAAUAUUUGGUGCCUUCCAUAGACAUAAGACUGCACUAACAUUACUUUUAUUGAAUUGUGGAGCGGACCCUAAUAUUAUAGAGCGUAAUUGUAAGAUCUGGUAAUAAAUAGUGUAGUCUGUAUCUUUAGGUAUUUAAAAAAAUGUAAAGCAAAUCUAACCUCAAAAGGCUCCUUAAAGCAGUUGAGGGUAAAAAAGAUUACACGACCAAAUAAGGAAGUUAAAAAUAGAUCGCUCAGUGACGGAUCUGCUUGGUUUUUUUUUAAUUGGUUGGUUAAGUAACUAAUGUUGUAACUACCCGCAAAUGUACAAAAUUGUUUUUUUUUACUUUUUUUAAAUACCUAAAAGUACAGAGUAUAGUUUUGUAUACAUUCAUAUCAGUACCUGUCCCAAAAUAGUUUUUAAUAAAUCUAAAGAACUUGGGUCAUCAUUUUGCAUAAUUCUUGCGAACAGUGGUUAAAAGGUUGUAUUUGACUUAGAUUCAUGACAUACACAAAAUUUUAAACAGCACCCCCAUGUGUAGCUAUAGCAUUUGAAUCGUCGAAUUUUGUGUUAAAUUAGUCAAUAGUAAUUUAUUAUUAAAAAUAUUGUAAAGCAAACGAUUUAUGCUCGGAGAGUAUAUGCAAUAAAAUAGUGUUAUUAAAA